Messenger RNA from Cervus elaphus (red deer), 880 nucleotides. It is a transcript of the gene CCDC28B, whose product is annotated as coiled-coil domain containing 28B. The record is from RefSeq and is a predicted model, not a curated record. Lineage: Eukaryota; Metazoa; Chordata; Mammalia; Artiodactyla; Cervidae. Bases 136 to 738 code for a protein of 200 amino acids. The transcript has 6 exons.
GCAAAUUACCUACUGCGAGCUCAGCUUCCACCCAUUCCGUUCCCUAGUUGGAGAGUGCUGAGGGCGGAGGGAACCUGCAAGGAAGCAUCACUCCAGACCCUAAAUCUUCAGGGCCUGAGGCCUAGCCAGCAUCCAAUGGAGGACAAGAAGAAGAAAAGGAGUCCCAAGCCCUGUUUGACCCAGCCAGCCCAGCCCCCAGGCACACUACGCAGGGUCCCAGUGCCCACCAGCCACAGUGGCUCCUUGGCCCUGGGACUCCCUCAUCUGCCAUCCCCCAAACAGCGGACCAAGUUCAAGAGGGUAGGCAAGGAGAAAUGCCGCCCCGUGCUGGCAGGAGGUGCAGGCGGCUCUGCAGGCACCCCCCUGCAGCACUCUUUCCUGACUGAGGUGACCGACGUCUAUGAAAUGGAAGGGGGGCUGCUGAACCUGCUCAAUGACUUCCAUUCAGGCCGGCUGCAGGCCUUCGGGAAGGAAUGCUCCUUCGAGCAGUUGGAGCACGUGCGGGAGAUGCAGGAGAAGCUGGCCCGGCUGCACUUCAGCCUAGACGUGUGUGGAGAGGAGGAAGAGGAGGAGGAGGAAGAGGACGGGGUGACUGGCGGGCUGCCUGAGGAGCAGAAGAAGACGAUGGCUGACCGCAACCUGGACCAGCUGCUUAGCAAUCUGGAAGAUCUUAGUAAUUCUAUACAGAAGCUGCACCUGGCCGAGAACGCUGAGCCUGAGGAGCCGUCAGCUGUGUAGGUGUAAGACCCAAGCCUUGACUGUCCCUUCUCAUUUCCUUCAAACUGUGACUUUUUUACGGACUCGAGUGGGUGUUUCGCGGCCCCCCCAGGUGCUAUGGGAGAGGGGGGCACUGAAUGGAAUUAAACCAGAAGGAAAGAAA